UAACAACUUAAAAGUAUGACGUAAGUAACAAUGUACAAUGUAAAGCAAAACUAUAAAUCUCAGGCAGCUUUUACCUCAAUAUCAUUUUGAAUCAUAUUUUAAAGCAGGACUUGAAGAAAAGCAGGAAAACUGAGGGUAUGUCUUUUCAAGUAGAGACAGAUGCGAUACCCAUUCCAGCAGAAUCAGAUGAUACCGCUAAUGCAAUUUCUACACAGACCAAUAGCGAAAGCUUGAACAUCGCUGAUACUCCCCCUCAAGAUCAAGUUACCAACGACCAGAACAAUGAUGAUUUGUCUAAUCAAACAAUACAGGAACCACUCACUGAUUUGGUAUUGCCUCUAAGGCCACCUAAAGAUUUUGAAUUGAAUAAUUUCUUGUUAUGUCUUGCUGAGGAAAUAGAACAUGAUGAUCUAGAAAAAAUGAAGUUCCUGCUAUUGGGAGAGGAAGGAAUUUCCACAAGAACGACAGAGCAAAUAAAAUCGCCUCUAGAUCUGUUCAAAUUACUAAAGAAGAGGUCAAUCAUAAGUAGACAUGAUAUACUUUAUCUACAACUGAUGUUAAAAUUUACCGGAAAGGAAAAAUCGAUACGUAAGGCUUGCGAUUUUGCCAACAAUACGAAAGAAACAAUACAUUUCUUUCCACCUCCAAAAAAACCAGCCGAUGGUUACAAGUAUGCUCAGCUUCACGUUAAAGUUCCGGAUGCUCAAAAGUAUACAAGACAAAGUCUAGAAAAUCUGAGACGAAGGAUAUCUAUGAUGACAUUCGCACUCGAAUCCGACAUACAUAUCGUUGGUCUUGAGUCACAAAGUAUACUUGUCACGUUUAUGAUGCCUUCCGUGUAUGCAGAGAUUCUUGAAGACUUGUUAGAUAGAAAGAUAUACUCUGAUGUGUUUCAAGAGAUGAUGGUAGAUUACGUGGUUGUUUGCAACAGAAGAUUUAUCUUCGAUGUAAAAGAUUCAGCAUCUGAAACAAAUAUAGAAAGUACAGAAACACUUGAAAUUAACAAAGAAGAUGAUGAAUCUGAAGAAACGCAACAUCAGAAUGAGGAAAGCAAAAUGGAAUACCUUAAAUUAUUGAACGAACUUGAAACUAUCAAAAUUACAAUGAAACAAAAGGAGAAAGAGAGCACAAGAGAAAUUGAUAAGCUUCAGAAAGAAAAUGCUUGUUUGCUUUUGGAACUAGAACACAUCAAACAAGAUCAUUCAGAAUAUCCAAGAAAAAAUGGUGUAAAAAAGCAGAAUGGCUUGAAGGCAUUGAAAAUUGCAAACUAACAACCGUAUCUGCUAAAAAAGUGUGUAUUGUCACAUUAAAUAUGAUAGUGAUUAAAAUAUAGCUUUACACAUGUCAAAACAGUAGGUAAUAUUAGUACUGUACAUGUUUAUUAUCGCAUAGUGCGGCAAUUUUCCUUUGAUCUUUACAGUAUGUUAAACAUGGUAACACACAUUAUUAUUACAAAUAUGUGCUGAUAUUUUACAAAACUGUUACGAUAUAUAUCAACACGGAAAUCUCUAUUGAGUUUCAUUAUAAAAUGUUGUGAUAUAUAUCGCAACACUUUUUCUCUUACCGUGGCCAGGUCCUAUCGAGGGAGUAUAAUUUUUUCCUUUCAAUUUACAGUUCACAGAGAAAGAAUUAUCACAAACACCUACAUUCAUAAAGUAAAAGCAUAAAUAAACUAGAAUAUUUCAAAGA
Molecule: messenger RNA, 1689 nt
Organism: Mercenaria mercenaria
Lineage: Eukaryota; Metazoa; Mollusca; Bivalvia; Venerida; Veneridae
Exons: 5
Coding region: 138-1271 (377 amino acids)
Biological process (GO): regulation of apoptotic process
Molecular function (GO): protein binding
Source: RefSeq, a predicted model, not a curated record